CUAGGCACGAUUCCAAGCAGAGAACACCGACAGCGCCCCGCUCGCGAAAUCAAGUGCAUUCAGCGACACUUUGUGUGAAAAUUUCGGUGCUGUUGUAUAAAGAAGGCGUCCUUCGACCAAGGAAAAUAGUUCUUCACGGUUGUUUUAAUAUUAACCUGAAGAGCACUUUGUGAGAGAAAAAAAAUCGUCAAUAAGUGCGUCACAGUGAAUAAUAGUACUUCAUUAUACUGUGAUAAUAUUGUCUCUUCAAAUUCACAUCAACUAAAGUACAAAGCAAUCAGAAUGAGUUUAAACAUGUGGAGGUUCAUCUAUGUGACGAUCUUCAUCUUGGCAGCAUUUGCUCAGACAGCGGAGAAUCCGCCUUACAUCAAACAGUGUAGCCGCUCUGAUCCUCAAUUGUUGGACUGCCUGCGAGAUGCACUUCACCAUUUGCGGCCCUAUUUGGCAACCGGCAUACCAGAAAUUGAGAUGCCCUCUGUCGAGCCCUUCGUCAUGGACAACCUGGCCCUCCAGCUCACCGGCGGACCCCAGGGUUACCGAGUGAACCUCAAGAACAUGGAGGUCUACGGAGCCAGCAACUUCACCGUUAAGUCUAUCAAGUUGAGCGAGAACAAUAAACCGUUCGAGGCGAGAAUUGCGCUGCCCAAGUUAGUCAUCAAGGCGAAAUACUUCAGUUCCGGGGUGCUCAUCAUUAUUCCCGCCAGUGGGAGUGGAGACUUUGCCGGUGCUUUCGAUGGCGUUGUGGCCGAUAUCCGCGGAACAGUUUCAACUGAACCACGUCCGGAGGGUACUUUUAUGCGCGUUGAGACACUUGGCUUAGAACUGACCAUCAAGAAGGUGCGACUGAGCGUGUCCAAAGUCUUCAACAACAACAGAAUAUUGACUGAGGCCACAAACCUGUUCCUCCGUGAGAAUGGUCACGAGGUGGUGAAGGCAAUGCAGCCGCAACUGCAGAAGAAGCUCUCGAUCGAGUUUAUGCGCAUUGCCAACCAACUGGUUAAGCAUGUGCCCAUAGAACAGUUCCUUCGUGAUUGAAAGUGAGAUGUGCCUCCAUGCCACCAUGGGUGCGACAGUCUGAAGAAUGUCUCUCGUAAUAAGCGCAAUUUCCAUUUCAAUGCGAAUCUUGAAUACUUCUCAAAACAACGUAAUUUUCAACAAUUUGUUUUUACAUAUGUAUGUUUUAAGUAGUUUCCUAUAAUGUACCAUUUCCACCAGUAGGCACAAAUCUGUCUUAGGCUUAAUUGAGCGAAUUGAACAAUACAUUUUUUUUAUGAAUAUAUGGUUGAUAAACUAUAAA
Phlebotomus argentipes is the source of this 1297-nucleotide messenger RNA. RefSeq lists its product as uncharacterized. Lineage: Eukaryota; Metazoa; Arthropoda; Insecta; Diptera; Psychodidae. The transcript is spliced from 6 exons. The record is from RefSeq and is a predicted model, not a curated record. The coding region runs from base 283 to 1035 and encodes 250 amino acids.